CACCAGCAGGAAGCCAGCAGGAAGCCAGACAUUCAGCGCACCUGAUCACUGAGACACAUCAACAAUUAGUAAGACUGGCAGAAAUCUUCAGCUUUAAGUUGACAGAAUGCUGAUGAACUACACCAACCAAACAGAGGAUGACCUCUUCUCUUGCUACAGUCCUUCAGUCGUAGGCUACCGGUACUUUGCUGUGCUGUGGGGAUGUGCUGUGACCAUCACUGGUACGGUGGGGAACCUGAUGACCAUUCUGGCCUUCGCCUUAGACCCACGUCUGAGGACGCGCUUCAAUGUGCUUAUCAUCAACCUGGCUGUAGCUGAUCUCCUGUACUGCACCGUACUGCAGCCCAUAUCAAUUGACUCCUAUCUACACCUCAGGUGGCGCAGUGGUCAGCUCUGGUGCAGCAUCUUUGGCCUGCUCCUCUUCCUCUCCAACUCUGUCUCCAUUAUCACUCUCUGCCUGGUAGCAGUGAGCCGAUAUCUGCUGGUCACAAAGAGGGCGGUGUUUGACCGUGUCUUCUCUGACCGUGGUCUUAUUCUACUCCUGAUCUCAGCGUGGGCACUGGGCUUUGCCAGCUUUGGACCUCUCUGGCCUGUUUACGUGUUUGUGCCACAGGUGUGCACAUGCAGCUUCCAUCGUACCAGGGGUCGUCCUUACAGCACCAUCUUGCUCUUUUUCUACUUUUUUGUGGGUCUGGGCUGUGUUGGUGUAUUCUACUUCCUCAUUUACAGACGUGUCAGGAUUGCCGCACAAGCUCUGCUCCGCUACAGGUUCAGCCGCCGGUCCUCCAGGAAGAAACCAGCUCCUUCAGCACAAGGGACUGAUGACAGUGGUGUAGAGAGUGGAACGGCAAAGACAUGCAGCUGUGAGGUGAGCAGCCAGGUGGAUUUAACCCAAAGUAUGGAUGAGAUCACCUGUGAAAAAUCCUCCAAAUCUGCCCAGAGCUCUGCCAAGGCCCUAAAUUCAUCAGCAACCAAUUCUCCCCCUGAGAUCGUCCCAACAUCACCUUCAACCACACCUGCUCCGACCACUGCAGCACCCUCUUCCCAAUCAGCAACUUCAGGAGAUGAUGACGAAUUUAAGCGUGUGACACGCAUGUGUUUCACAGUUUUUCUCUGUUUUGUGUUCUGCUUCGUCCCCUUCAUGUUGCUCAACAUAGCAGACAAACAAAACCGUGCCCCACAGGUACUGCACAUGUUCUCUGCAAACCUCACGUGGCUCAACAGCUGUAUCAACCCCAUGCUCUAUGCUGUCAUGAACAGACAGUUUCGACAGGCCUACCAUGUGCUGCUCACCAGGGCUGCUGCACCAUUCACCUGCCUCUGGACCUGGUGGUCAACACUGAGAUCCUAAACUCUUCAUACUAAAGCUUAAACUUGCCUGAUGUUCAUCCUGAUCCCGGUGCGCUACAGAGUUGAUAUGAAAAUAAUGCUGUUUGUCUUUAAAUCUUUAAAUGGUCUUGCACCAGCUUAUUUAUCUGAACUGUUAGAUCUGAAUGUACCUGGUAGGUGUCUACGGUCCACGAGCAACUAUAAUCUGUCCCAGCCACGCUCGCGACUAAAGUCAAGAGGGGACCGUGCUUUCGCUGUUGUUGGUCCUAAGCUGUGGAAUAGCCUCCCCGUCUCCUUGAGAUCGCUGUCCUCUUUAUAUGAGUUUAAGCUCAAACUAAAGUUUUAUCUCUUGGAGCGUGCAUUUCUUUAAAUUUUUAUUUUUUAUCUA
Molecule: messenger RNA, 1717 nt
Organism: Perca flavescens (yellow perch)
Lineage: Eukaryota; Metazoa; Chordata; Actinopteri; Perciformes; Percidae
Gene: gpr84
Product: G protein-coupled receptor 84
Exons: 2
Coding region: 107-1351 (414 amino acids)
Biological process (GO): neuropeptide signaling pathway
Cellular component (GO): plasma membrane
Molecular function (GO): urotensin II receptor activity
Source: RefSeq, a predicted model, not a curated record